This is a messenger RNA of Sciurus carolinensis (gray squirrel), 2759 nucleotides long. It is a transcript of the gene Cep68, whose product is annotated as centrosomal protein 68. The transcript has 7 exons. The record is from RefSeq and is a predicted model, not a curated record. Lineage: Eukaryota; Metazoa; Chordata; Mammalia; Rodentia; Sciuridae. The coding region runs from base 160 to 2397 and encodes 745 amino acids.
UCCCGCCCCGCGUUACGGGCACUGGCGGGAGGGCCACGGUCGUUGCCGAGGACCCCCGCCUCGGGCUGCCGCAUGGGACUGCGGGGCUGCUCAGGAGGUGCGAAGGUUCGCGGUGCGGGAGUGGAAGGCUUCAGGGGAGCCCUGACCUAGGACUGCUCCAUGGCCCUGGGUGAAGAAAAAGCAGAGCUGGAAGUAUCUGCAGAUGCCAAGGCCCAGUCCUGUGGGAGAUGGAGCCAUGGGGAGCAAACUGUGGAUGUGCCGGGGCCCAUGAACCAGGAGCAGCCCUUGUGCCUAGAGGCUGAGGGAGGGCCAGCCUCUCCUGUGUGGGGGGCAGAGGGACUGCCUGCCCCUGCUGGCACCUGCAGAGCUUACCUGCCACAGGCCAAUGCUGCCAGCAGAGCCUUGGUAGCUGAUAGGUCUAGGCCUGUCCCCAGUGGCCUGCUUCCUCCUGCCAGCCUGGGAACCGGAGACCUCUUGCACUCUGUGGAAAGCCAGAUGGAGGAGACCAAGCCUUCUGCCUCCCGGGAGCUACCUCAGAAUGUUGACAUCCCCAGAACUACAGCUCUUUGCUCAGGACAUGACACUGAUACUGAAGAUGACCCUUCCCCAGUUGAUUCCCCCUGGGUGCUCAGCCAACAGCCUCGAAUCUCGCAUUUCCCUUUCCCAUCACGGUGGAAAUCCGUGGUAAGCCCAGGGGCUGCUGCCCCUCAGCUGUCUAGCUACAGCGACUCUGCCUCUUCCUCAGGCAGCAGUCUCCAGAGUCAGCAGGAAAAUGUGGAAACUCAUGGUCUUGCCAAGACCCACUCCUCCCCAGAGCUGGCUGCCCCUCAGAAUUCCCCUUCUCUAGCGGGGUCAGGGCCUCAGCUUCAGUGGUCAUCACAGUCUGCGGCUUCUGGGUGUGAUGCUACUGGCUUGGGCCGGAGGCGCCUCUCCUUCCAGGCUGAGUACUGGGCCUGUGUGCUUCCGGAUUCUUUGCCUCCUUCCCCUGAUCGCCACUCCCCGCUCUGGAACCCAAAUAAAGAAUACGAAGACCUGUUGAACUAUACUUACCCACUGAGGCCUGGGCCUCAGCUCCCAAAGCAACUUGAUAGCCAUGUGCCGGCUGACCCUGUCCUGCAGGACUCAGGUGUAGACUUGGAUAGCUUCUCGGUCUCUCCAGCAAGUACUCUCAAAUCACCCCCUAAUGUCUCCCCCAGUUGCCCACCAGCACAGGCCCCUACCUUGCCAUUUUCUGGGCCCAGAGAGCCAAGCCUUAAGCAGUGUCCCUCUGGAGUGCCCCAGAAGCAGGGCAGAGUGAGCCUAGCAUCUUGCAGCCCGCUUGCAUCUACCCCUAGAGUCCCAGGAAGUAGAGCUGCCUCUUGGGAAAGCAGAGAGACAGCCCUGAGCGGUGUAAAGGACAGGCUUCCUGGGGGUAAACACCUUGAGUUGGGCUCUCCCCAGCUGAGGACAAGAGACAGAAGGUGGCCGUCACCCAGGCCAGAGAGGGAGAAGAAGACCAGCCAGAGUGUCCACUGCCCUAACUGCAUGGAGUCUGGAUGGAAACCAGAAGAAGAGAUGGAGAGUGAUGAUGAGUAUCUUGCCCUGCCCACUCAGCUGACGCAGGUUUCCAGUUUGGUUUCCUAUCUAAGUGCCAUUUCCACCUUGGUGACUCUGCCCACUGGAGUUGCUGAGGGGCAGAGCUCCCUGGAAGUAUCAGAUACUGAUGGGCCAGCUUCCUUCCCAUCGGACUCCAGCCAGAGUCAACUUCCUUCUGGGACUGUCCUCCAAGGACCUGGAGGUCCCAAGGGCCAGAAUCACUGCUGCCUGCAUAACUUUGUUCAGGCCCGAGACUCUGCAGGGGAAGGCAGUCUGGUGAGCAGCCAGGUGCUUGGGGUCUCCUCUAGACUGCUGAAAACACACCCCUCCUUGCCAGCAAUGCUGGACAGGUGGCCAUACUCAGACCCAGAUGCUGAAAGGAAGGAUCCCAGAAAAGAGCAGGAGAAAGCCUCGCUGGUGCAGUGUGUGCAGACGUUUUGCUGUCAGCUGGAAGAGCUGAUCCACUGGCUGUAUAAUGUCACAGAUGUCACUGACCUUGGGUCUCCAUCCAGGUCCAGUCUUACGGGUCUCAAGUCUUCUCUGCAGCUUUACCGGCAAUUUAAGAAAGAUAUAGAUGAACAUCAGUCUCUGACAGACAGUGUCUUACAGAAGGGGGAGAUUCUUCUUCAGUGCCUAUUGGAUAAUACCCCAGUUUUAAAGGAUGUCCUUGGGAGGAUCGCAAAGCAGUCUGACGAGCUGGAGAGCCAUGCAGAUCGCCUUUACGACUCUAUCUUAGCCUCUCUGGACAUGCUGGCUGGCUGCACCCUUCUCCCUGACAGUAAGCCAGUGGCAGCAAAGGACCGUCCAUGUGAAGGGGUUUAAUCUGGCAUCUUCUCAGGCAGAGAUGAAACUUUCAGACAAAAGUUGACCCUUGGGAAUGAAACUGUCAAGAAGUACUUCCAAGAGCCAUUUAACAGUUAAGUCAAGGGGAAAGCAUAACUCUAAUGUAUUUUUAGCUUUAAAUGCCUUUCUCUUCUCUGAAGUAAGGGCUACUAAAUUACUGUUUUUAUUUACAAAGAACCCUUCCAAACUAAAGUUUUCUUUUUGGUGCUUCUCUAAAGAAAGCAUGUGACUUUGAAACGUCUGUUAAAGUAAGAUUUACAGGUCUUGCCUCCCUGUAUCCUGUUUAAAAAAAAAAAAAAAGAAAAGAAACGAAACAGCAAAGCUCCUAAACUCUUCUGCCU